AGCCUUUUGUCAUCAUGUCCAGUGGAUCGGUGUCCGAGCCGCCCGCCUGCUGUGCCACAUGGCAGCGCACGGCGCUGAUGAUCGCGGCGCGCCACGGCCAAGAUGACGUGGUGGCGCGCGCCUUGGAGACCUCUUGCUCGCAGCCGCAGCUGGACGUGGUGGAUGAGCAGGGCAACACCGCGCUGAUGAUCGCCGCACGGGAGGGCCACCAGAAGGUGGUGGAGGCCCUGGUGAAGGCCGGGGCGGACCUGGCGGUGCGGAACGGCCAGGGCCGCUCCGCCGCGGAGCUGGCCGCCACGGAGGAGAUCCGGGCGGUGAUCCGCAAGGGGGAGGCGCAGGCGGAGGCCAUCCUCAGAACCAUCCUGGCCAUGGGCAAGGAGGAGUCUGCAGCUGCCAGCCUUCCGACAGGCGACUUCCAGAUCCCCAAGGAGCUACUGGCCAUGGCGGGGGGAAUGGACAUGCCCAGCUUCGCCAAGGAGAGCCCCUACUGAGCGAGAGCUGAGCGCCCGCGAGCCCGCGAGCGAGCGGCGUUUCGGGCGUCUCGUGUUUCGGGGCCCGCGCGGUGAAGACCCCUGGCCUGCUAAGGCCUUCGCGCUUUUCCAGGGGGUAUGUCAGAUGGUACGUAGUAAGUGGGU
Molecule: messenger RNA, 635 nt
Organism: Effrenium voratum
Lineage: Eukaryota; Dinophyceae; Suessiales; Symbiodiniaceae
Source: the annotation of a GenBank genome assembly